Molecule: messenger RNA, 439 nt
Organism: Pipistrellus nathusii (Nathusius's pipistrelle)
Lineage: Eukaryota; Metazoa; Chordata; Mammalia; Chiroptera; Vespertilionidae
Source: the annotation of a GenBank genome assembly
CGACAUCAUCAACAUCUCCUCGCUGGCAGGUGAGCUGCAGGGGCUCAACCUGGGCAGCCUCCUGCCUCCCAAAGCAGAUCCGGCUGCUGGAGGCCACAUUCCUAUCCAACGAGGUGACCAGCAUGAAGGAGCUGAUGACCCGAGCCCUGGACCUGGAGUCACAGCGCUGGGCCUGGGAUGUGGCCCCCCAGAGGCUGAACGGCCACUGCCACAGCGAGCUGACCAUCGACAUCAUCCAGAUCAUCUCCCAGGGCGAGGCCAAGGCCAAGAGCAUCACACUGGACCUGGGCAAGCAGAUCAAGAGCAUGCUGCUGGCGGAGCUUGCUGCGUUUCUGAGGAGCUACCAGCGGGCCUUUGAUGCCUUUCUGGAGAGGUGCAAACAGCUGAGAAAUUACAGGGCCAAUGUCAUGGCCAAUAUCAACAAUUGCCUGACCUUCCA